GGUUUGGGAUUUACUGUGUUAAGUGAUUUUGUCUUGUGUUUGUGCUAGUUAGUAGUUCUUAUUUGUUAGAUAAUUUGUUAUCGAACACUGAAAAGUUUUUUUGCUUUAUUUGAAAUUAUUUGUGUGCAUCUAUUAUUAUAACAUUUAAUAAUGUAUUCUAUGGAUUUUGAGCUCUAAGAGAGAUCUAGUGUUUUUGCCCUUUCUAGGACUGCAAGUGUAGUGACGCGCCAUUGUUAUUCAAGCCAAACAAAGUUAAAAAUAAAUUGCGGGCUAUUACAGCCAUUUACAAACCUCAAUUCUUUUUCUUAUUUGUGAUGUUCCCGCAUUUCAUCGGCGCGGAAGAACAGAAGACGAACCUGAUUCCGAGUGUAAAACUUCUCCACUCCAAAAGAAAAGGAUAUUUAUACACCCCUCUGCUAUGUAAGAAGUAGUGCUCCGUGCAUGAAUAUAAGAUUUACGUUGUUGGCAAUAAAUUGUAGCGGGUAGAGACGAGAACAUAUAUAAAUAUGAAACUCUUAGAUGGUCGCCUGGAGGCGCUGAGCAGUGCCCUGUCUAUUCUGAACGGAGACAGUGCAGCAGGCCGAGUAGAAAGCUACAGCUAAAUGGCUGGAGGUGAGAAAGCUUUCUACAAAAGGUUCACUGCAGAUGGAGAAACCUCCAAUAAUCUCCAGGCCUUAUCGCCUCCGGAGUGUGUGUCUUAUAGUCGGAGUCUAUCUGGUGAUGAGGAGGGUAUACUCUGUGACACCAUCUCUCGGAAGACAUUAUUUUAUCUCAUUGCUACAUUGAAUGCUGCUUUCCCUGAUUAUGACUUUUCUAUGGCCAAGAGCAGUGAAUUUAGUGCGGAGCCGUCCCUGACAUGGGUGCAAGGUGCUGUAGAUGCAGCUCUAUCUGCCGUAGGAGGAGCUAGAUGGAGACAGUUAAAACCUGCCUUAUGGGCGGCCAUCGAGGAAGAAGUGGUGCUGUCCGAGUGCAACAUAUACAGUUAUAACCCAGACCUAGCCACCGAUCCUUACGGUGAACCAGGCUGUCUCUGGACAUUCAAUUAUUUCUUUUACAAUAUAAAGUUGAAGAGAAUAGUUUUUCUGACUUGCAGAGCAAUGAGCCCCGUUUGUGCUGAUUCCGGUGUGGAUUUUGCUAUGGAUGAAGAUGAGGAAUACAAUUGACUUUUUUUUUUUUAUUUAUAAUCAUUUCUUUUUUUUAUUCCUUUUCUUAUUGAUUCAUUAAAGUGUUUAGGUUUACUAUGAAAUUUUUGAUAUUGCUUAUUUUUAUAUAUUUAGUUUAUAUUACACAUAACAAUUGUCUAAUAACUAAAAACAUAUAUAAUCUAUAUAUUUGUCCAUACAGGCUCUUAUAAACUUGCAUAAUGAUAGAAGGUCUUAGCAUGAAAUAUUUUAUAAAGUUAUAUUGUCUUUAAAUUAAUAUAGAUAUACAGAAUAGAAAACGAAUUAGUCGAAUUUGGCGCCUACUCUCGUCUCUCCUCACCUUAUCAAAUCAACAUAUCUUUAUGCAACACAACAUUGUUUUUGGCGAGAUUUAUUAGAUGAAUAAACAGAUUAAAAAUAUUUCUAUUAUUUUAAGUGCAUUAACAUUAAUUAUCUGUUAGUCUAGUAACUGAAUGUAAACAAAGAUAUUUUUGAACCAACUGAUGUGUUAUGACGUCACUCGAUGUUAGCUGUUGUUUUAACGUAAUUUUGAUAUAAAAGUGAAAAAUUUUUUUUUCGUUCGGUUUGGUUCGUUUUUCACCAGGUCAUUUUUGAUUGAUAAGUCAGUCGAAGAUUCUAGUGAUUUGAAUACACAAUCAGGAUUACUUGUCAUAUGUCAUAAGUGAUAAUGAAUAUAAAUAAUGCUAUUUUGCAAGUCAAAGUGCUAUUUUGAAUAAUGGAGACACGAUAUGCUAUAAAGAUUUUAUUUAUAAUCUGUUUAAAAUACGCGGGAAAAUAAUGUUUCAUCAACAACGAGGCUAAACAAUAAUUUAAACAGAUGAAUACAGAAAUACGAUUUUCUUACUAACAUAGUUCUUAAGAUACUUUCACUAACAAAAUAAGCUUUCAAGAUUUGUUGAAUAUUUUUUUUUUUAUAAAAACAAAUUCUUAUGUAAUGUAAAGUAAUUGUAAAAAUAAUAAUAUAUUUAUUUGCUCUGUGUAAUUUGUUUUAAAACAUUGCAUGAGAUAUAUGUGUGGUGUUUGUUCAUAAAUAUUACUAAAGAUAAUUAUAUUUCAGUCUACACAAAUGUGGAUCUCAAGAUUUUUUUGCACAAAUAGAUUUUAUGUGUAGAUAUUUUAUAUAGAAAUACAUCUUAAAAUAGUAACAUUAAGUAUACAGUUGUGGUAAGCUUGUGAUGAUUAUUUUAAUCACUCACUCUACAAUUAUCUAUUGUUCAUAAUGAGUCCAAUGAAAAACUUAAGGACAUGUACAGACGGUAUAUAUUUUUUUCUCGUCAACAGUUUUUAGAAUACCUUUAGAAAUAUUCUCGCGUCCUGGUUUAAUAACUUGACCUAAUUAAGAAUAUAAAUGUUCGGAAUUAUCAUUAAAAUUAUAUAAAUCGUAACAAAAUUAAUUGAAAAACUUAUACGAAAAUGUAGAUAGUAAAAUAUUGAAUAGAAUAAUUCUCGAGAAUUGUAGAUAAUUAUUAAUCCGCCUAUUUAUCUGUGGCGUAAAAUUUAAAUAAAAUAAAUUUAUAAUAAUA
Messenger RNA from Danaus plexippus (monarch butterfly), 2686 nucleotides. RefSeq names its product repressor of RNA polymerase III transcription MAF1 homolog (gene Maf1). Gene Ontology annotation, cellular component: nucleus. Gene Ontology annotation, molecular function: RNA polymerase III core binding. Lineage: Eukaryota; Metazoa; Arthropoda; Insecta; Lepidoptera; Nymphalidae. Gene Ontology annotation, biological process: negative regulation of transcription by RNA polymerase III. The record is from RefSeq and is a predicted model, not a curated record.